Molecule: messenger RNA, 2219 nt
Organism: Ruditapes philippinarum (Manila clam)
Lineage: Eukaryota; Metazoa; Mollusca; Bivalvia; Venerida; Veneridae
Product: protein AAR2 homolog
Exons: 6
Coding region: 148-1245 (365 amino acids)
Biological process (GO): spliceosomal tri-snRNP complex assembly
Source: RefSeq, a predicted model, not a curated record
AAUAUUUAAUUUUAAAAUUAGAUAGUAGCAUCCGACCAGUCAUUAAUUAUGGUACGGCUUUACACGGGAAUUAAAACGGGCAUUUGAAAACGUAAAUAAACGAAAUUUGCACGUUUUUCGUGUUAAACCACAUACGACAGGUCAAGGAUGAACAAUGAGACAGCUAAAGUUUUAUUCCGAGAAGGAGCAACUUUUGUGUUACUGGAUAUGCCAGAGGGGUCCGAGUUUGGCAUAGAUUACAACUCCUGGACUACAGGGCCUAAGUUUAAAGGGGUAAAGAUGAUUCCCCCAGGAAUACACUUUGUUUACUACAGUGCAAGGAGCAGCUCUCUAGGUGGAAUGAGGACAGGUUUCUUCCAUAACUUUUGCAUACUGGAAUUAUUUUACAUUCUUUUAGAUAUAUCUGUAGAACCUGUCUCACCAGAGGAUCAGGAAAGAGUUAUGUCUAAUAUGAAGGAAUUGGACCAAUAUCUUGGACCUUACCCUUAUGAAAGCUAUAAGAAAUGGGUAUCACUAACCAAUCAUAUAACAGAGGACUUGUUGUCAAGGUUACAGCCUGAAUGUGGAACUAUAACAUCAGUGACCCAGUUUGAAUCACCGUCUAGCAACAGUGAAAUGAGGCGCGAGGCUGCAGAGAAGCAAUUAUCUGAGGAGGGACAAUCACCAGACACAAAAGCAAAGAAACAUAAAGGUCUUCCAAAACUGAAUAAAGUUGCUGGUACGGGAAUGAGGUUCACAAAGAUACCUAAACAGAGAUAUCCAAAAGAUGCCAGCCCUCAGGAGAUCACAAAACACAGCAUUGACUCCACAUUUAUACUUGAAACACUUCUUUCUACUGCCUAUGCAGCAAACAAUAAUGAAAUUCUUGGUGAAAUUCAAAUUGAUUUUAUCUGCUUUCUGAUUGGUCAUGUGUAUGAUGCUUUCGACCAAUGGAAAAAGUUGGUACAUCUUAUGUGCAGUAGUGAGUCUGCAUUGAAUUCUCACAGCGAAUUGUUCAUGGAUUUAAUAUCAGUGCUUCAUUUUCAGGUACAUGAAAUUCCAGAAGAUUUCUUUGUUGAUAUCGUGUCAGCUAAUAACUUUUUAACUUCAACUUUACAAGAGUUCUUUUCAAAUUUAGAGGAGGGAAAUGGAGAUAGUAGUCUUAGACAAAGAGGGAGAAAAUUUCGCGAACAUUUAACAAAAAAGUUUAAGUGGGACUUUAUGACAGAACCAGAUGAGUAUGCACCUGUUAUUGUUGAUGCAUGAAUACAAAAAAGUGUAUGUAAGAUAACAGAACUGUGCCAAGAAUUCCCACAACUAAAAACCACAACAACUGUAAACUCAGUCAAAAUUUGUUACUAUUUUCUAUUAAUUCUGACCAGAUAUCAAUCAAAAACUUUUAGUAAGAUAUAAAUGCACUCUCUUUUUAUCCAUAUUAAAAGUACAUGUAGUUGUUUAGGAAAUAGAUAUCAAUUUUAAGUGCAUUGUUGUAGAAUAAUGCACGAUUUAAGUUCAAAUGCGUAGUAAUAUAAAAAGGAAGGAUGAUAGGCGUUAGUGAUUAAUUACAAAACAAUAAACUGCUUUGUAAGCAAGCAAAAUAUAUAUCUAUAUCCAUUCUUAUAUAUGCUUAUGGGAAAUAGAAUUGAUCUAUGACGUCAUAUGAAGUGUAAGCAUUUCUUUUUUUAGCUGUGCAUAUAUCAUGUAAUAAUGCACUUGACAACCCUAUCUGUUAGAUAGGGGAAUCCCUAUCUGUUAGAUAGGGGAAUAGUGUGAAGUGUGUUAGAAUGAUAUACAAUGUAUCUUGAAAUGCUUUGAGAAGUCAUGAUUCGCAUACCCAAUACAAUACAGCUAAGUCAGCUUUUAGUCUUAACAGACACUGUUACCUGCUUAAAUUUAUUGUGUAAUUACUGAAUCCCUUCAGUGAUACUGAACGUAACAUUUCCAAAUUAAAAGUUCAAGAAAUAAAUUAAAAGGCAUGAGGUAGACAUAGAUAAUUCAAUUGUAUUUUAACCGUUACCCUGCCAGAACAGAGCUGUUUCAUUUUGACAUACCAGUACCCAAUAUUGGUGAUGGACAGUUUAGAAAAUGAAAGCUGGACAAGUCAGUUUAAGAAAUUCUUCAUGUUCUUCUAUCUGCAACUGUUUUUAUUGAUUCAAUGGAAGAGGUGAAGAAAAGGAGGCUAUUUUUAAGAGUAAAAAAAAUCCAAGGACUUUUUAAUAACCUUUUUACAGAGUGCAUAU